Cynocephalus volans (Philippine flying lemur) is the source of this 4718-nucleotide messenger RNA. RefSeq names its product zinc finger protein 568 (gene ZNF568). Lineage: Eukaryota; Metazoa; Chordata; Mammalia; Dermoptera; Cynocephalidae. The transcript has 9 exons. Gene Ontology annotation, molecular function: DNA-binding transcription factor activity, RNA polymerase II-specific; RNA polymerase II cis-regulatory region sequence-specific DNA binding. The coding region runs from base 461 to 2527 and encodes 688 amino acids. Gene Ontology annotation, biological process: regulation of transcription by RNA polymerase II. The record is from RefSeq and is a predicted model, not a curated record.
GCGUUACCUCCGUCUGUCGGGUGCUUGUCUGCCGGUCGCCUUCGCCCAGACUCUCAAAAACUGAGGGUUGGGUGCGCAUUCGUACGUUUCAAGCAGGUCCGCGCUGCGGCGUUCCGGCAGCGGGAGGUGAGGCAGGGGCUUGAGUUCUCCGGACUACGCGGGUCCCGGCGGCCAGUCAGACUGGGCGGAGCCUCUUAAGAGGCCCGGAGUGACCGCAGUAGCGGCAGUCGGAGUUCCUGGGGUGCGAGUACGCUACUGCCCACAGGUCCUGGUUCCACAAGGAUAAGACAUAUCUGUGAUGUGAGUAGAAAGAAGCCCAAGGAAGAGGAAUCUAUCGUGGAAGGAGAUUCCUGACCUGAGACUUGCCCCAGAGGCUGGAGAAUCCUGGGAAAGAGUGGACCCUGGCAUUGCUGGACCUCAGGCUAUCUUGACUCUUCUAUCCAGAACCGGCAAGGUCUGAAUGACAGCUCAACCUUCAGUAAUCAGCAAUAGCUGUGUGACAGUGAAGCGUUUGACCCAGAUGAUGGAAAGGAGAGCUUGGCGUUCUCAGGACUCUGCCCUUUCCGAGGAAGAAGAGGAUACAACCAGGUCUCCUGAAACAGUGACAUUUAAGGAUGUGGCUGUGGACUUCACUCAGGAGGAGUGGCAGCAAAUGAAACCUGCUCAGAGGAACUUGUACCGGGAUGUGAUGCUGGAGAACUAUAACAACCUAGUCACAGUGGGUUGUCAAGACACCAAACCAGAUGUGAUCUUCAAGUUGGAGCAAGAAGAGGAGCCAUGGGUGAUGGAGGAAGAAAUGUUUGGGAGGCACUGUCCAGAACCCAGAAGAGGAAGGAACUGCUGUGCAUCUAAAGUCAUGGCGGAGGGCUUUCAGUUCAAAGAUGUGGUCAUUUACUUCUCUCAAAAGGAGUGGGAAUGUUUGCACUCUGCUCAGAAGGAUUUGUACAGAGAUGUAAUGUUGGAGAAUUACAACAACCUGAUCUCACUGGGACUUUCUGAUAGUAAGCCAUGUGUCAUCUCAUUAUUGGAGCAGGGGAAAGAGCCCUGGAUGGUUAAGAGAAAGGAGACAAAAGACUGGUGUCCAGAUUGGGAGUCUGGAAGAGAAACUAAGAAUUUAUCUCCAAAGAAGAACAGUUAUGAAAUUAAAUCAUUGCAGCAAGGGAUAACGAAAAGACUUAAACAGUCUAACCUCGAGUGCACCAGGGUCAUAGGUAACAGAGAAAUCAAAUGCCAGUUGGAAAGACAACACAGGUGUCAGGAAGGACGUUCCAGACAAGCUGUAGUAACCUCUGGAGUUAAUCAGUGCAUAGCUCAUAGAGAACAUCAGAAAAAUCAUACUGGAGAGAAAUCCUGUGAAUGCAAGAAAUGUAAGAAAGCUUUUACGUGCCAGUCACGUCCUAUUCAACAUGAAAAAAUUCAUAAUAAGAGAAAAGACUCUGAAUGUGGAGAGUAUGGGAAAACCUUUAAUAAUAGGUCAGACUUGAUUAAGCAUCAGAGACUUCAUGAAAGCAAAAGAAGUAAUGAAAAUAAGAAAUGUGCCUUUAUUCGUGACUCGGAAAUUACUCAGCCUCAGAGCAUUAAUACAGGUGAGAAACCUCAUAAAUGUAAGGAAUGUAGGAAAGCCUUUCAUACUAGCGCACAACUUAGUCAGCAUCAAAGGAUGCAUAUAGGUGAGAAACCCUAUAAAUGUAAGGAGUGUGGGAAGACCUUUCCAUCUACUGCACAACUUAAUCUACAUCAGAGAAUUCAUAGUGAUGAGAAAUACUACGAAUGUAAAGAAUGUGGGAAAGCCUUUACCCGUCCCUCACACCUUUUUCGACAUCAGAGAAUCCAUACUGGUGAGAAACCCCAUAAGUGUAAGGAAUGUGGGAAAGCUUUUCGUUAUGACACACAACUUAGUCUUCAUCAGAUAAUUCAUACUGGUGAAAGACGCUAUGAAUGUAAGGAAUGUGGGAAAGUAUAUAGUUGUGCCUCACAAUUGAGUCUGCAUCAAAGAGUUCAUACUGGUGACAAACCCCAUAAAUGUAAGGAAUGUGGGAAAGCUUUUAUCUCUGAUUCACAUCUUAUUCGACAUCAGAGUGUUCAUACUGGUGAAAAACCCUAUAAGUGUAAGGAAUGUGGGAAGUCCUUUUGUCGUGGCACAGAACUUACUCGACAUCAGAGAGCUCACGCUGGUGAGAAACCCUAUGAAUGUAAGGAAUGUGGGAAGGGCUUUACUUGUAGCACAGAACUUGUCCGACAUCAGAAAGUUCAUACUGGUGAAAGACCCCAUAAGUGUAAGGAAUGUGGGAAGGCUUUUAUUCGAAGGUCAGAACUUACUCAUCAUGAGAGAAGUCAUAGUGGUGAGAAACCCUAUGAGUGUAAGGAAUGUGGGAAGGCCUUUGGACGUGGCUCCGAACUUAGUCGACACCAGAAAAUUCAUACUGGUGAGAAACCCUAUGAAUGUGAACAAUGUGGGAAGGCCUUUAUUCGUGGCUCACACCUUACUCAACAUCAAAGAAUUCAUACAGGACACAGGAGUGAAUGAAGAAAUGUGGGAAGGCUCAAAAUUGGGCUGAUAUCAGAAAAUUCAUACUGGUUUUUUAAAAAAUCUGUGGUUAUAAGGAAUGUGGGAAAGCAUUUGAAGCUAACAACUUUACUGUAUAUCAGAAUUCUUACUGGAUAUAAGGCCCAAAAGACCUUUAUUUAAGGGCCAGAUUUGAUUUAACACUUGUUAUGAUGAGAAACCUUUAAAAUGUUAGGAAUUGGGAAAGGUUUAUUUGUGUUUCAGAUUUUAUUAGAUAUCAGGGUCUGGCCAGUUAUCUCAGUUGGUUAGAGCGCAGCCUUGUAGCACAAGGGUCAUGGGUUCAGAUCCCUGUACCGGCCAACCACCAAAAUAAAAAAAGGAAUUAGAUAUCACAGUUCAAUUGAUGAGAAAUUGGAGAACUCCAUGAACAUAAGGAAAGCAGGGGAAGGCCUGUUCAUUGGUUCAGAACCAAGUCAGCUUCAGGGAAUUCAUAAUGGAGAGAAGCUUCAGAGGGCAGUGAAUGUAUUAAAGAAAUUAACCAUUUGGACCUUUCUCAAAGUCAGGGUCAUUAGCUGGCAAUAUGCCAUAUAUGUGAGAUACCAGUUUGCUUUAGCUAAAAUGUUAUUCAUCUGAUAAUUUGUACCUAAUGAAGUCUACAUUAGUGUUAAAAGUGCAACAGAUUCUUACAUUCCACUCAAAUAUUGUUAAAUAUUUCCAAUCUAAUUCUAUAAAAGUAGCCUGAACUGAAUCAAAGUGAGAAAGGAUUUACCAGUGUUUGGUUUUACUUGCCCUCACCAUUAUAACUCAUUUCUUAUAAGGCAAUUUACUCAACUACAUCUAAAUUGUCUCAUUUGUAAAUGAGUAAUACUAGCACCAUAUUUUUUUAGUUUCAUUGUGAGGAUUAAGUACAUUUAUAUCCUUUAGACCAGUGUCUGACUAGUAUUGAAAGUGUUCUAAGUAAGAGCUGCUUUUAUUGCUUAUGGUUGUUUUCAUAAUUGUGUAUUAUUAGAGACCAUAUGAGAGGAAGACCUUAUACAUGCAGUGACUUUAGGAACAUCUUGGAUCAUCUCUUUUUUCUUUAUUGAAUGUUAGGUAAUUCCUUCUGGAGAAAAAUUUAAAACUGCAAAAGUUUCACUCAUUGUUCACUCUUUUGCCUCGUCAGGGGAUUCAUAAUUUAAAGAACAUCAGUAGAAUAAAGGUGGGUUGCUGUGAGGUCAUGGGGAAGAUUUUGGUUUACUAAAAUCUUUCAAAAAACAAAAGACAUGCCAUGAUCUCUGACCUCUGGUCUAGGAAAAUAGAAAAAACAAAGCCUUAGCUAAAGUCCAUUUCUCUAGGAAACUUAAAAAAGAUACCCCUCUAAAUAAUUUAUAUUAAAAAGGAAAUUGAGGCAAAUCACCCUUAGGAAUGAAUGGCAAAGAGGACACUACAUGUCAACAAAAUUUGCAGGAUGUGAACAAAGUCAUACUCUGAUGAAAAUUAUUUUAAAAUAUGUAGAAAACAGGCAGUUAAGGGUGAGGAUUCAUUCUGAUUUCACUACACUUGGUUGGUACACUACCUGUAGUAGAUUCUCAGUAAAUAUUAAAUAUUUGAUCAAAGGAAUGAGAAUGAAUAAGCAUUAACUCUACUUUGUGGAGAAUCUCAUAAAAUAAAUGCAGGGCAGAAAGAAAAAACUUUGAAAACUUUUUGAAAUGAAAAAAAUUACACCCUAUAAAGAAAAAGCUCAAGCAUCGUGAAUGAGAAAGAAUAUAUAACUAUAAAAAUGGAGGGAAUUUUACAGAAACAAGGCUCUAUUGUACCGGCAGACAUUGCUAGCUGCCUGUGCAAUUAACCAUUCUCCCUUUGCCAGAAUUGCCUGCUGCUCACUUAAGUCUAUAAAUGCCAGAUAUUUGCUCUCUCAGCUUGCUUUGCAUCUGGUCAUAUGUAUAAUAGUACCAGCCACAGAAGAUCUGAGCAAAAAUCUGCAAAUGAGCUUCAGUUAAAUUUUUUCUUUUCUUUCUUUUUUUUUUUUUUUUUUUUGUGACCGGUAAGGGGAUCGCAACCCUUGGUCUCCUGUCGCUCGCACCACACGCAGCCAGUGCGCGCACCAGCCAUCCCCACAUAGGAUCCAAACCCGCGGCCUCGGCGCUCCCAGCGCCGCACUCCCCCGAGUGAGCCACAGGGUGGGCCCUAAAUUUUCAUUUCUAAUAAAACAGGAGGAAAUGGUCUUCUUAAA